AUGAAGGAAUAGAAACAUGACCCAAAAGUAGCGCUGAAAGUUCUAAAUUUUUUCUUAAGAGGAAGAGGAUAAGGAACUAUAAUUCCAGAACAUUAAGCUAUGACUCCAGAAGACAUUAAAUAAAUCUUCCAUCGAGCAUUUAUUAGAUUAAGAGCAAUCUAUUUACUUAAUAAAUUAUCUUAAGAAAUAAUCAUGUAUGGAACUUCAUCUAAUUUGUUUGAUUUAUCAACAAGAGAUAGGUAUCUAUUGGAUGAUUAUAAGACCUGCUUUAUAAAAAUACCUUUUUCCUCUUAAUAAAUCAACAGAACAUAAAGAUUAAAGUCCAUACUUUCCUAUAAUUCAUCCAGAUUCUUAUCUAAAAUUGAUAUGGAAUUUAAUAUUUACAGUCAUAAUUUUAUACACUUCUUUAAUAUUACCAUUUAGAAGUAUUGGAUUUGAUUGAUUAUAGUUUCAUUUUAUGUUCACCAUGAAGAAUAAUAUUGGUAAUAAAUAGAUAUAGUUACAGAUGUUUUAUUUUGGAUAGAUUUAUUGAUAAAUAUGUUUAGUGGAUUUUAUGAUGAAGAAGGAAGAUUGGUGGUUGAUUAAAAGAUAGUAAUUGUAAAAUAUUUGAAAGGAUGGUUUUUUCUUGAUUUAAUUUCUUGUUUGCCUUUGACUUAUAUGAUUGAUUCAUCAAAUUCAAAUGAUGGUUAAGAGAUAAAACUAGUAAAAUUAGCAAAGUUGCCAAGACUUUAUAAAUUAACAGGAUUAAUGAAAAUAUAAAAAUAAUUUAGGAUGACAAAUAAUGACAUAUUUUAAUUUAAUUAUGGUAUGACAAGAUUAACAUCAUUAUUUUUAUCGGUAGUAUUAGUAAUUCAUUUAUCAAGUUGUGUUUGGCAUUAUGUUGCUGCAUAUAAUGAUUAUGAAAUUAAUAGUUGGGUAUAUUAAAAUAAUUUAUCAAAUUCAUCAAUUCAAACUAAAUAUAUAGCAGGAAUGUAUUAUGCUUUUACUACUUUAACAACAGUAGGAUAUGGUGAUAUUCAUGCUUAUUCUCCAUAAGAAAAAAUAUUUACAAUAAUUUUGAUGAUUUUGGGAGUAUUAUUUUAUUCAACUAUUAUUGGGUUAUUGUCAUCGGUGUUAUCUUAGAUUGAUUAUAAAGCACAUAUUUUGAGUUAGAAAAAGGCAAUAAUGAGUGAAUUUUGUGUAGAGAAGAAAAUCUCUAGAUAAUUAAGAGAUUGUUUAAAAGAAACUUUAGAAUAUAAUUUUAGUAAGAAUGGAUUUGUUUGGGCAAAUGAUACUAAAAUAUUUUAGGAUAUUCCAAUGAAUUUAAGAUAUGAGAUAAUGAUGUCUAUGCAUAAUGGAGUUUUUGGACAUUAAGCAUUAUUUUAGUUAGUUGAAGAUAAAGCAUUUGUUGUACAUGUUGUACCAUUAUUAAAACCAUUAUUUAUGUUAGAGAGCGAGUAUAUAAAAAAUAUUAUUUAAUUUUAGAGUCAUUUGGGAAGAAAAAUCUAAUCCAGAUGCAAUAUAUUUAAUAGAUAUUGGAAGAGUAAAUUUUAAGACGAAUUUUACUAUUUAAGCUACUACUAAUUAACUUAAAUUAUUUUCAUUUAAAUCUAUGAUUAGUGGUUCAUAUUUUGGUGAAAUAGAAAUCUUUUUUCAUACUACAAGAGAAUAUAUUGUUUAAUGUGAAUCUAAUUGUGAAUUUUAUUAUUUGACUUUAUAAGCAUUUGAAAAUGAAAUUUAUGAUGAUUUUCCACAUAUGAUGGAUAAGAUGAGAAAAAUUGCAGAAGAUAGAAGAAAUAAAAAUCUAGAAACUAUUGAUUAAUUGUAAAAGUUUAUUUUAGAUGAAACUACAAAGCCAGAAACAAGAAGUAACCAUUAUAUUUAUUUAUUAUUUAGUAUCAAAGAAAAAGAAAACUAUUCUUUUAAGAGAAUAUUAGAAUGAUAGUCAAAGCAAUCUUAAUGAUAUAACAAUUAGACAAAAUACUAGUAAAUAAAGUAGAAGUAAACACGAAGCAGCUUUACUUGAAUUAAGGAAAAAAGAUUAAAAUUAAAAGCAUGAUCACUCAAAGACUAUGUUUUAGUAAAGAAAUCCUUUUACUUAAAAAUAACAUUAGAAUCAAAAAAAAUAAAAACUCUAAGAAUUAGUUUAAAUUGCAGAAGAAAUUUCUGAACUUUUAGAAGAGUGA
Molecule: messenger RNA, 2165 nt
Organism: Paramecium sonneborni
Lineage: Eukaryota; Ciliophora; Oligohymenophorea; Peniculida; Parameciidae
Source: the annotation of a GenBank genome assembly